GUUACUCGAAUCAUUGAGCGUGCGUCUGAGAGCAAUGGUUUGUAAAGUUGGAUGGAAAUAUGAACACACCUCAUAACCAAAUGUUUUCCUCAAAAAUACUAGUCUGUUUGCAUAGACAGAGAUCAAAUCCGCAUACAUACCCUUUUGGAACGUACGUUUGUGUUUAAUUAUAGGUGGCAAGGUAAGAGAAUCGAGUUGAAUUUGGCGCGGAGCGCGUGGGAGGCACUGGCAAACACAGUAUCAGAUCUGAGCGGAGAUGAUAAGGAGCGUGCAUGCGCUCGACAGUUUGCCAUGAUGUCUCGAGUUCAGUCGAUGGAGUCGCAGAGGAAUCUCGAUCCAGAAUAGAUCUCAUCCCCGUUACCGACGUUUUGACGACUGAAUACGGCGUGUUGCUGUUGUUUUCUCCAAAAGGAUGCGAUAUUGACGGAAUCCCCCUCGGUGGCGGCACGCGUACCUGUUCCACAAAGCUCCACUGCGGAAAGCGCUCGAGACUUAGAAAAUAAAAAAUAACAGAAAUAUUAAGGUGAAAAAUCCAUGUGGUUUUUGUAUUUCAACUGAAUCCCUGAACGUUUUUUUUUCCUGGUUAAUCUCUGUAAGGAAUGGACACGGUAAACACAAGGACACUGGUGGAAUUACGCCGUUAAGAGCGCUGAACUUGACGGAUUUGUUUAUAAAGAAAGAUCAAGGUUAUGCGAUGAAGACUGAGGACACGGUUUAAUUUCCUGACUGGUACUUUGGAAAUGUAUAAUGAGGAUAUUAGAACAUUGAAUACUUAAGCUCCUGUCAAGGUGGUUCGCCGAAGGUCUGAAAAAUGCGCCGACAAACGCGCCUUCUCUGUGAGGAAAUCUUCGUGGAUAACAUUCACAAGACAUCGGUCAGUUUCACAGAUGGCACAUUUCAAUCACGGAGAGGCUUCUUCACUGACACCUCGUGACACGCAAGUAAAACUCAGAAAUCCACCCACUACCUCCCCAUUCGCCUGUGAAGAGAAUUGAUCUCAGCGGUGAUAUUCUGCAAACAGAGGAGCCAAUCUGCACUUUAUGUUUUGGUUCUGAAUUAUGAAAUAUGGGCUGUGACAGACCAUCAGAACUGUGAACACAAGAAAGUCAGGUGGAAUUGCAAUGAUAUGGGGAUUCGCAUCCUAUUCACUUUCAAAUUCCCCUCCACUGAAUCAUUGCGUGCAACCUGGAAAGUAAUAGGGGCUGAAGCCAGGAAUGAUGGGAGCUGUAGUCUGGUUGAUGGUCUUAUGGGGUUUGCUGGGUUGGUCGGAGGCUGCAGAGAAGCCUCCUUCCCUGAGUGUAGCUGUGAUAUUGGGCCAGACCCCCACCGUAUCUGAAUCAGCCCUGCGUCCGGCUCGUGGGAUAGGUGCGCCUCUGGAUGUGACAGUUCUCAGUAUCCAGGUGAACCAGACGGACCCAGGAAGCAUGCUUACACACCUGUGUGAGCUCAUGUCCCGACAGAGACUGCACGGGCUGGUCUAUGGAGAUGGCACGGACCAGGAAGCUGUGGCACAGAUGCUGGACUUUGUUUCCUCUCAGACUUCCAUGCCCAUUCUUGGAAUCCAUGGUGGCUCUGCUAUGACAAUGGCUGAAAAGGAUGUCAGUUCUUCGUUUUUCCAGUUUGGGGCCUCCCUCCAGCAGGAGGCGUUGUUGAUGCUUUCUAUAAUGGAGGAGUAUGACUGGCACAUCUUCUCGGUGGUCACCACCAAGUUCCCAGGUUUCCAGGAGUUCAUAGCCACCAUUCGUGCCACGGUGGACCAAAGCUUCAUUCGUUGGGACCUUCAGAGCGUAGUGACGCUGGACGGUGUUGGCGAACCUGAGGACCGUGCCCACGUGCAGCUUAAACGCAUCCAGUCACCCGUCAUCCUCCUCUACUGCUCCAAAAACGAAGCAGCGCUGGUUAUGGAGGAAGCUCGUUCACUAGGGCUCACUGGGGCUGGCUUUGUGUGGAUUGUUCCUAGUCUGCCGACAGGAAAUCUUGAACGAACCCCAGAAGCCUUUCCGAUGGGGAUGAUAUCGGUGGCAUAUGAUGAAUGGGAUUAUCCCCUGGAGACGCGUGUGCAGGACGCUGUAGGAAUUAUCAGUUCUGCAGCCGCUGCCAUGUUCAGAGAGGAAGGUCGGAUACCUGACGGAACGGCAAGCUGCUACGGCCAGUCAGAGAAGCUGGAGGUGCCGCCAAGUGCUCUGCGAAGAUAUAUGAUGGGAGUCAAUCUAGGGGGUAGAGAUCAUUCGUUCAUGGAUGAUGGCUACCAAGUCAAUCCCAAACUGGUUGUCAUUGUUCUGAACACAAAGAGGGAAUGGGAGAAGAUGGGGCGAUGGGAAAACCACACCUUGAAGUUGAAGUUUCCAGUUUGGCCACGUUAUAACUCAUUCGGGGACAUAGACGCUGAUGAGAACCACUUGAGCAUUGUGACUCUAGAGGAAAGACCCUUUGUAAUAGUGGAUGAUGUGGACAUUCUUACUGGCACAUGCAUGCGGAACUCUGUACCUUGCAGGAAACACAUUAAAAAUAAUACCACGGAGGGUUCCUAUAUCAAGCAGUGCUGCAAGGGCUUUUGCAUAGACAUCCUAAAGAAGAUUGCCAGAAAUGUAAAGUUCACCUAUGAUCUUUACCUGGUCACAAAUGGCAAACAUGGCAAGAAGAUCAAUAACAUGUGGAACGGCAUGGUGGGGGAGGUAGUCUAUAAAAAGGCUGUAAUGGCUGUGGGCUCAUUGACCAUAAAUGAAGAGCGGUCAGAGGCCAUAGACUUUUCUGUCCCAUUUGUCGAGACAGGCAUCAGCGUAAUGGUGUCACGGAGCAAUGGAACGGUGUCGCCCUCUGCGUUUCUAGAACCCUUCAGUGCUUCAGUGUGGGUUAUGAUGUUUGUCAUGUUACUCAUCGUCACAGCAAUCGCUGUUUUCCUCUUUGAAUUCAUCAGUCCACUCGGUUUCAAUAGAAACCUUGCACAGGGCAAAGACCCUCAUGGACCCUCCUUCACCAUUGGUAAGGCUGUCUGGCUGCUGUGGGGUCUGGUGUUCAACAAUUCCGUUCCGGUACAGAACCCCAGGGGCACUACCAGUAAAUUUAUUGUGUCCGUAUGGGCCUUUUUCGCUGUGAUAUUCCUGGCCAGCUACACUGCCAACUUGGCUGCCUUUAUGAUCCAAGAGGAGUUUGUGGAUCAAGUCACAGGCCUCAGUGACAGAAAGUUUCAGAGUCCCUAUUCUUAUUCACCACCGUUUCGCUUCGGGACCGUGCCUAAUGGGAGCACAGAGCGAAACAUCAGGAAAAACUACCCAGAUAUGCACCAAUACAUGGUGAAAUACCAUCAGACUGGAGUUCAGGAUGCACUUGUCAGCCUCAAGACAGGUAAACUGGAUGCUUUCAUAUAUGAUGCUGCUGUGCUCAACUAUAUGGCGGGGCGUGAUGAUGGCUGUAAGCUAGUAACUAUUGGCAGUGGCUACGUCUUUGCCACAACAGGAUAUGGCAUUGCCCUGCAGAAAGGAUCCUACUGGAAACGUCUGGUUGACCUUGCUAUCCUUGGGAUCAUUGGAGAUGGUGAGAUGGAAGAGCUGGAGGCCCAGUGGCUGACUGGUAUCUGUCAUAAUGAGAAGAAUGAAGUGAUGAGCAGUCAGCUGGAUGUGGAUAAUAUGGCUGGUGUGUUCUAUAUGCUUGCGGCUGCCAUGACUCUGUCGCUAAUUACUUUUGUCUGGGAGCACCUCUUCUACUGGAGGCUACGUUACUGUUUCACUGGUCUCUGUUCUGGUCGGCCAGGAAUGCUCUUCACUAUCAGCAGGGGGAUUUGGAGCUGUAUUCACGGUGUCCAUAUUGAGAUGAAGAAAGCCCCAGAGUUGGGCUUCAGUCCUCAGGCCAACAUGUUACACCUUCUGAAAACAGCUAAAGAGAUCACCACCCUUGGAGUUACCUCUCCCAAACGUCCCGUGAGUAGCAUUCUGCGUCCUACCACGGGCUUGAUGGAACUUAUGGAUGGAGCAAAAGGCAACAACCUUGCCCAGAAAAACACACCGUACAGCAAUACCAGCACAAUGCUCAGCAACCGUCACAAAGAGCCACUUAACAACACUCUGUUGCCAGGGCAACGUGCCCUAAGCUUGACGGAUGCUCAGCCAGGUGUUGCUGGAAAUGGUGGCUCAGUAGGUGGAGGUGAGACCACUCGACCACCAGCCUCCAAGCCACGUGCUCUCUGGAAGAAGUCUGUGGAAACUCUACAGAAGAACCAAGGACCUGGGGAUAAUUCCCCACCAUCUGUCCAGCAGCCUACCGAGACCCUACCUAUGAAGAGCCAGCGCUACCUGCCUGAAGAUGCACCUGCCCGCUCAGAUAUAUCAGAUUGUUCCAGUCGGGUGGAGUUGCAAAAGCAGCACAAGUUAAAAGAAACACUUCGGAAACGGAACCGCCUACCGCGGGAUCUGAGCGAUGUGGAGAUUUCAACUCUCCGGAGCCAGCCCAGUCAGCAAAGUAACCACAGUGCUCAGAUCUACUCUCAGAGCAGCCAGGGAAGUCAGAUUUAUACCAUUGAUUCCAUUGAUCAGGAUUAUGGGCUGCACUACCCAGAUAUUUUCAAUGAUCACAAUGACAAUAAGCACCGGCCAUCCUCUUCCUCCGAGCAGCAGCCAAUCCUGCAGCUCAACAGCAGUCUGCUGUCCCAGGCCCAUGAACCAGAAGUGAUGCAAACCACCAUUGCAAAGGAUAAGAAAUACAACACAUGCGGAAAGCCCGGCGGGGCAGGGAGCAUCACCGGUGGGUCAGGUUCUACUCAGGAUCCACGACAGACACACUGCCGUAGCUGCCUGUCGAAAUUGUCCAGUUACUCUGGGCUUUACACUGUACGGUCUCCUCAGUAUCGCUGUGAUGCCUGCCUGCACUCUGGAAACCUGUAUGACAUAAGCGAAGAUCAAUUCCUUCAUCCAAAUGGACGGGGCACUGGAGGCGGAAGUGUUGACAGGGCCUUCUCUCCUUUUCUCCCUCAGCCUGAUGCUUCCUUCACAGCCUAUCUUCCCCAGAGUGACCAAGAAGGCGAUGGUCUUAUUAGUCACUACCAGAAUGAGGGUGUAAUCAUCCGUCAGCACUCAUAUGAGAAUCUGCCCCAGAAGAGUUCGUCACGGCGGGUCAGUCUGCAGGACAACACACCAUACGCCAAUGUUCCCUCGGCGACUCUGAUCCCGGACAAGCCCCCCAAAAAUCAGUCUGUCCACCUAAACAACACGCUUGCGGGGGUGGGUGUCAGCGGACUCGGAAUUGGUCGUCGCAGCAAGUCAAUGUAUCCGGCACGUCCAACGGACAACCCAUUUCUCCAGACGCUUCGUGACGACCAGCGUCUAGCUCACGGGCGCAGCUCCACAGACAUUUAUAAGCAGCUUGUGCCACUCACAUUAGGGCAGGCUGAUGGCAAUGUGCUCGGAGUGAGGAUGCCGACCCCUGAACUCUAUUAUACCGAGCAUGUCAUGCCUUAUGUAGCCCCUCCCCCUGUCGCCACAUACGCCGCUCCCAGGGCAUUGAGCGCUGGGGGAGCUCGGCGUGUCUACAAGAGGAUGCCAAGCAUUGAAUCUGAUGUCUGAUAGAGAUCGGAGGUCUGAUAGAGAGAUCAAGAAGACUAUAAAAAGACAUGCAUGGAUAUUUCCACCAGGAUAUGGCUUAAUCGUGGAACUCUUGGAUGGAUUGUAAAGCUUUUUAAAUAUAAGGCAAGCAAGUCUGGAAUAUAUUUUGUUUCCCUUCUUGGACUUAUCUGUCUGAACAGAAAUCAGAGUUCAACUUUACAUCAGGUCCCCCCCUCUAGUCGAGCGGCAGCUCUGUGUCUUCCAGAAAACAUAAAAAAUAGUGGGCAGGACGCUCUUGCGCCUUUGAACGAAGGAAGUACAGGGGCAGCUCCAAAGAGUUUCCUUUUUAACACAACACAAGCAACCAAAAAAUUGAAUAUAUGUAAACAUACGUGAAGAACCACAUUCUGCACUUUUACACACAAAAAUACACAUGCACAUGCAAGAGGCACAAACAAAACAUGAUCUCAAACUACUGAAAGGACGACGUUAGGUAUGACUUGACCAAAAAAAAGGAAAACCAUAUACAAUGUAAUAGCAUAAAUGACAGGCUAUGAAUCUCAUGCUCUGAAAUAAAUAAUUGUUUAGCAGAUCCAAACCUGAUUUGAGUUUUUGGAAAGGCAGCAGAACAUCUGUUACACUGUUUAAACGGCUUAUAAAUGCAUGUAUGAAUGCAUUUUCGAUGUAAAAGCUGCAAUGAGGCAUGGUCCUCAAAGACUGUUCAGAGUUCAAAGAUAAGAUUUCCAUUCCAGUCUGAACUGUGACAAAAUGCACUACCUGUAUGAUUAGUCUCGGGUGGAAUCUCUGAAAUCAAGUAUGUUGGGGAAUUUCAGAGAAGGUGAACUCGAUGCUCACAAGACCCACGACUCAUUCAUGUCUCUGACGACACCAAGUGGAAAAAGUCUUUGACCCUCCCACCCUUGAAUGUGUCAAAUGCAGGAAGACACUCCUCUGCUAACAGCACAACAGUGUAGUAAGUGUCAGUGUUCAUUCAUUAUUAAUCUAAAUUCUUGAGCAUAUUUCUAUAGUUGUCUAGAAUAUUGAAAAAAGUGAUAGUCAAUUUAUACACAGUUUUAUACACUACCAAAUAUUUGGAAAAGGUGUGCAAAUAUGUUUAUUGUGUUAUAGAAAAGAAGACAGCAGGAAAAGAAAUGAAGGGAAGUGAUAGAAAAAUAGGUAUACUGUAUUUUUCGUGGUCAUAAGGGACUCAGAGAAGGCAGAGAAAAUGUAAAAGCCCACAACAACUAAUGAUGUCGAUACAGAACCACCGAAAUACAAAAUAUUCCUGAUUGCCUCGAACACACAAACACAUCACUUCCUGUAGAAUCCAACCACACACUCAUACUUCACAAAAGUGUUUGGUUGUUUUGAAUAUAAUGGUCGUUCCAGCGAUAUGCACAAUAUCAGGUUGCAAUAUUAUAUUUAUGUAUGAAAUUUCCUAGUUUUAAUAUGUUUAAUUAUUAGUUCCUUUCAUUUUAUGAAUUGUUAUACAUGUGGAAUUAAUUUAUUAAUGUGAUUUAAUUGCGUAUAUAUUUAAAAGAUAACAGCAUGUUAAUCUUCUCUAUGGUCAAACAUUUAGAAUUGUUCUUUUUGAUUUUGAUGUGAAUGGGAGUAUAUGUUUACAGUGAAGGUGAAAAUAUGGAUUCAUCUCAGAUGUGAUUUUGAUUCUCAUUUGAAUACAAACAUAAAACUGUUGUAUGACCAAAUGUUAACUGGAUCACCGUUCUUUACUGUGAUUUCAGUGCUGUGUCUGAAACGAAGUGACAUUAACAUUUCAGGGUAUAUACCAGGUUUUAGGCUCACCACACGAACAUGGUUUGACAAUAAUAAAGAAUAUAUUGUGAAGAGAAGCAUUUUUCAUAAGGUCAGUCUGACAUAUGCUACACGUCUGCCUCUAACCAUUUCCAUUCUGCAUCUGGAUAGGCGUUCUUGUGUUUACACUCUCAAGAAUAUUCAAAUCAGCUGUUUGUUUUUAACCUCAUUAAUGUCUACGGAAUACUAGCAUAUUCAUAUUUCAUAUAAGCCUCUAUGGAAAAGUCCACGUCUAUGUGCAUAAACAUCUCACUUGAAUGUAGACAACAACAUCCAGACAACGUAGGAUUUUAAUGUCAAGAGUAGAUGGGUUGUGAUUAUGUUGUAGUGGUUUACACAACCAGUAUGCAUUUGUAUUUACAGGUAGAUUUUGAAUAAAUCUAUUUGCACAUUGAUAUGUUUUACAUCAUUCAGAUCCCGUCCAUUAUGCAAAUUUAGACCAAUUUACACUUGCUUGAUCCACUGCUAGAAUUCAUUAUAUUAAAAUAGUGUAAUAAAAUACUGUAAUAAUGCAUCAUUUGACAUUGACAUCAAUGGCAUUUACUCACUUGUUUUGUUCUGAGGAGUUGAGAAGCAUCUCAUCCCACUCAGAAGCAGUUCAGAGUCGUGGCGUAAGGGACACAAUGUCUCUGUUCCCUCCAUCAGGAAAUGAGGGUUACGAUAUGUAACCGAACAAUCACUUUCAGUCGGUCACUUCAACGUUGCGUCAAAGUUCAGAUUCUAGGGGUCCCUAUACCAAACGUCACAGCUGCUAAACUGACAUAUGGACUCUCUGUCUAUGAGAAACACUGAAUCCAAUUCGGAAAAAAGCAGGGGGAGUCAAAGGGAGUCACAACAUAUGGAGCACUAAUCCAUUAUGAUUCACUCGAGGGAUACUUGCUCGUAAUGGAUUCUUACAGCAAGUUCUUCCACUAGACUAUGUUAUGUAAGGGAGUGCUUGAGUGAUGGAUGGGUAGUCUAGGGUUCAUAAGAAGGAACUGAACUGGACUCAGUAAGCCCACAUUAUCAGCUCAGAGAGGAGAAGGUGCGAAAUGCAAGCUCUACACCCUACCAGCCACCUGAGUUCAAGAGGUAGUGCUCAAACCUCUGGGUGAAACUGGUUCCAUUCGCAUAACGUAGAAUCUGGCAAUUGUAUUAGAUGAAGCACGACCCACAGCUCUAGAAACAUCCGCUAAUGAGGCACCAUUUGCUAAAGCUGAUGAAGCAGAAAUGUCCCUGUUGAGUGUGCUCUUACUUCAAGCGGCCAUGGUAAGCCUCUGGCCUGAUAGGCAGUAAGGAUCGCAUCCACAAUACAGUGGGAGAUCCUUUGUUUGGAGACAGUAUUCCCCUUCUGCUGACCUUCAAAGCAGACAGAGCUGUUGUCUGAAACUCUGUGUGUAUUCCAAAUACUGUAGAUGUGUAGGGCUUGCACCGGGCAAAACAGAGACAGGUCAGGGUCCCCCUACUAUGGUGGAAUAGCUUGCAAUGUUACCACCUGAUCUCUAAAAGGAGUGGUGGGAAUUUGGGCACAUAUCCAGGCCAGGGUCUCAGAAAAUUUUUUAGAUUCUGCUGGUCUGAAUUGUAGGCAUGAUUCUUUAAUGGAGAGGGCUUGGAGAUCCCCCACCCUGUGUCUUUAUAGAGAGGCCAACUGACUGACAGGGCUCCACAGAUCUCUCUUUAAGACCUGAAGGACAACUGAGAUAUUCCAAGAGGGGAUGAGGCACUGCCUUGGAGGAUUCAACCCUCAGGGCACCUCCUAGGAACCUGAUAACCAGAUUGUGGUUAUGUUGUGGAAUAGUGGCCAUGUAUAUCUUGAGUGUAGACAGAGACAGGUGCCUCUCCAGUCACUCUUGGAGGAAAGAUAGCACAGAUUCGUUGCCACAUCUCCGAGGAUCCUUCCCAUGGGAAAAACUCCAAUUCACAAAAAUGCACAAUUUCAGGCAUAUAGCUGCCUCAUAGAGGGGGCCUUAGCUUACAUGAUAGUAUUCACCACUGUGGAUGAAAGACCUCUGAUUUCCUCCUGGAAGUGUUUAAUGGAUUGCAUUUGUUUUUAACCAUGGAGAAUUGCAGCGCAGAUUCUUCAAAGGUUUUGCCAAAAAAAAUGGGGCCGGCGAGAAAGUGCACUUUCUCAGCAUCCUACAAUCUCCAGACAUAGCCACAGGUGGUGCUCCUGGACCACUAAUGUGGACAUUGCCCUCCCCACAUCCUGCAUUGUGACCUUCAUUACCCAGACGGCAUAGUCAGUUGCUGAAUGCAGUUCCUGUAUGCUCCGUGUUGGGAUCACCCUUGUGCAGACCCUGGCCUAAAUACCUGCAGUACAGCCAUGGUGUGCAGAGCAGACACAGCUUGUCCAGAAGCAUUAUAAGCUUUCGCCAUAAAGGAAGAAACUAACAUGUCCUAUAUGGGAGUCUUGGACCACCAGGGGAACCUCCAUAUAUUCCCUCACUGGACCGCUGUCAAGGGUGGUGAGAAUGGUGGAAAUGUGAAUCGUGUUAUGACAGAAAGGUGCGUUCAAUGAUUUUAUCAGCUCCUCAUGGACUUCUGGGAAGAAAGGGAACAGCUCAGGUGAGUUUCUGAUGCUCCCUGUUGCCCAGGUAAGCACGGCUGCCAUCUCAGUGUCAAUUCUGCGAUAGACAACUUAUCCUCAUCACGAGCCCAGAAUGAGAGGUCCGACCCACAUGAAGGCUUGUACUCAAACUCACCUAGAAACACUUACUGGAGAACAUUUGUGGUUAGAGCAAUGAGAGGUCCAUGGGUUUUCUUCCGGCAGAACUGCUUGCUAAUUACAUAACCAGUUGUCAAAUAACAACUGAAAGUCUUCUAGUAAACACAUGAAAUCUUGUGUUGUGCAUAUCAAAGCAAAAAAAAAACAAAAAACACAAUGUUAUGCUAUUCUAAAAUGGUUGCCAGGGUGUUGCUAUGCAGUUUCAAAGGUGUUCUGGUUAAUGGUAAGUUCAUUGCUGUGUGGUUGCUUGGGUGUUCAGAUUAGUUAAUUGCUGACCAAAGUCUCUAUAUUAUUCUUGUUCGUAAAUAUAACUCAGGUCCCUGAUUGAAUAAAAGUCAAAGGGAUGCUUUUACCAAAUUUAACUUCUAGCAGAUGAAAAGUCUGACCAGUUUGAAAGAAAAAAAAAUCCAGCUCUUCUUAACAAGCAGUCAAACUGUCUGUGGUAUAUAAUUCAUGCCCAUAGUGCAAUUGUAGGGAACCUCUGACAGUGAUUCUGUAUAACAAAGACUAAUGUAUAGGUAGUAUCGGUAAGGUAUAUAAUUUAAAUUUAAAGCUGACAACCUGCAGCAUUUUUUUUUUCUUUUCUGUAUCAACACUGUUUGCCUCUGUUGUAAGACUGGUCAUGUUGCUACAGAGAAACAUAUGAAGUAUCCCAUUUAAAAAAAAAAUGAAACAUAAUGAUGUUGAUAACAGCUACAUGACGGGCUUCUGGCAGAUCUUUCAAAACAACUUUGCAUUGGUUUUCUUUUUCCCCCUGUAAUUUACAGUUGCCAAAAGACCCUGACAAACCUGGCA
Carassius auratus (goldfish) is the source of this 10845-nucleotide messenger RNA. Its product is annotated as glutamate receptor ionotropic, NMDA 2A. Bases 1215 to 5555 code for a protein of 1446 amino acids. The record is from RefSeq and is a predicted model, not a curated record. Gene Ontology annotation, cellular component: membrane. Gene Ontology annotation, molecular function: signaling receptor activity; ligand-gated monoatomic ion channel activity. Lineage: Eukaryota; Metazoa; Chordata; Actinopteri; Cypriniformes; Cyprinidae. The transcript has 17 exons. Gene Ontology annotation, biological process: monoatomic ion transport.